UAUAUAUAUAUAUAUAUAUAUAUGCACCAUGGAAUCCCAUGGUUAUUCAUCUAUUCGGACAAGUUGGAAAGUUAAAAACUUAGACAGUGAUGAAAAAAUAGUUUUGAUAACUGGUUGGGCAAUUGAUGCUUUCAUAGGAUUAUUCUUAUUGUUUAUUGUCAUUUAUGAAUAUUUCGAUUUGUUUUGUGAUUGGAGAUCAGCACGAUCACGAGCUAAUCAAAAAAGAUAUACAAAAGUUUCUGAUUACUUAAGAGGAUCUGAAAAUAUUGUUCCAUUGUCUCAGGCUGCUGAUAAGAUUCCUCGUUUAUCUAUUGGUGAAAUUGAAGGGACUGGAGCAUUUAUUGAAGAUAAACUGUCGACUGAACUGAAGAAGGAUGAAUUAUCUGAUGAAGACGAUGAAGCAAUUGAAACUGAUCAAUUUACUAUACCAAAAGAAUUAAUAACAAUUUCUGCAAAAGGAGCUGAUUCUGCUUCGCCACUUGAUAAAGCUUCAAGAUGGUUAAGUCUUUAUAAAGAAGAACCACAGGGUAGUGAAAAGGGUAAAAAGCUGAAAUUAAAGCGUAAAUCAAAUGCUGUUGGUAGAGUGAAAAGGAAACAGUUGCAUCGAAGACCUCAUCCAAGCAGUCAGUCUUUCUUGCCAAUAUCUAGAGCUGCAACAGAUGAAUUAGCUGGUGAAUCAUCUGAAAGUGAGCUAGAGUCAGCUAGUGAAAUAUCUGUUCAACGAGAUCCAGUUGUCACUCAAUGGGAUAAAAAUAAUAGACAAGAGAGAAAAAAGAGACUGUGA
Molecule: messenger RNA, 784 nt
Organism: Trichobilharzia regenti
Lineage: Eukaryota; Metazoa; Platyhelminthes; Trematoda; Strigeidida; Schistosomatidae
Source: the annotation of a GenBank genome assembly